AUGGCGGAAACCUGGCUUCGCCUCUCAGGAGCAGGGGCGGCGGAGGGGGCCGGGCCAGAGGGCGGCCUGGAGGAGCCCGACGCCCUGGAUGACAGCCUGACCAGCCUGCAGUGGCUGCAGGAAUUCUCCAUUCUCAACGCCAAGGCCCCCGCGCUGCCCCCGGGGGGCGCCGACCCCCAUGGCUACCGCCAGGUGCCAGGCUCGGCCGCGCCAGGGUCCCCCCUGGCGGCGGACCCAGCCUGCCUGGGGCAGCCACACACGCCAGGCAAGCCCACGUCGUCGUGCACGUCGGGGAGCUCGCCCUCCGGGCUCCAGGCUCCGCCCCCCGACGAUGUGGACUACGCCACCAACCCGAACGUGAAGCCGCCCUACUCCUAUGCCACCCUCAUCUGCAUGGCUAUGCAGGCCAGCAAGGCCACCAAGAUCACCCUGUCGGCCAUCUAUAAAUGGAUCACGGACAACUUUUGCUACUUCCGCCAUGCUGAUCCCACCUGGCAGAAUUCCAUCCGCCACAACCUGUCCCUGAACAAGUGCUUCAUCAAAGUGCCUCGGGAGAAGGAUGAGCCCGGCAAGGGGGGCUUCUGGCGCAUCGACCCCCAGUACGCCGAGCGCCUGCUGAGCGGGGCCUUCAAGAAGCGGCGGCUGACCCCGGUCCACAUCCACCCAGCAUUUGCCCGCGAGUCCACCCAGAAGCCCAGCACCGCCCCAUGGGCCGGGCCGCUGACCGUGAACACCGAGGCCCAGCAGCUGCUGCGGGAGUUCGAGGAGGCCACCGGGGAGGCGGGCUGGGGUGCGGGCGAGGGCAGGCUCGGGCACAAGCGCAAACAGCCGCUGCCCAAGCGGGUGGCCAAGGUCGCGCGGCCUCCCAGCACCUUGCUGCUGACCCAGGAGGAGCAGGGCGAGCUGGAACCCCUCAAAGGCAACUUUGACUGGGAGGCCGUCUUCGAUGCCAGCGCUCUGGGCGGGGAGCUGGGCACGCUGGAGGCCCUGGAGCUGAGCCCGCCGCUGAGCCCCGCCUCACACGGGGACGUGGACCUCACUGUCCACGGCCACCACAUCGACUGCCCCACCACCUGGGGGCCUUCCGUGGAGCAGGCUGCCGACAGCCUGGACUUCGACGAGACCUUCCUGGCCACGUCCUUCCUGCAGCACCCCUGGGACGAGAGUGGCAGUGGCUGCCUGCCCCCAGAGCCCCUCUUUGAGGCUGGGGACGCUACUCUUGCUGCCGACCUGCAGGACUGGGCCAGUGUGGGCGCCUUCUUGUAA
Molecule: messenger RNA, 1266 nt
Organism: Pteronotus mesoamericanus
Lineage: Eukaryota; Metazoa; Chordata; Mammalia; Chiroptera; Mormoopidae
Gene: FOXJ1
Product: forkhead box J1
Exons: 2
Coding region: 1-1266 (421 amino acids)
Biological process (GO): regulation of transcription by RNA polymerase II
Cellular component (GO): nucleus
Molecular function (GO): RNA polymerase II cis-regulatory region sequence-specific DNA binding; DNA-binding transcription factor activity, RNA polymerase II-specific
Source: RefSeq, a predicted model, not a curated record